GAGAGAAAGAGGAGAGAUUAUCCAGGACACGUGAGCUGUGUACACUACAGUCUCUUCCCCCCUCUCUCCCUCUACCUCCAACAGUGCUAAAUUGUAGAGAGACAAAGGAAAGGAAAGGAAAAGAAAAGAAAAUAGAAGAAAGUAAGGCCACCUCCUCACUGUGCCACACCAUCGACGCUAACUGUCCUUCCUCCUUUCGCCAUUCCCCCCACUUUCUCAGCCAUUCCUAUAGGCCACCAAAUUCGUAAACUCUCUCUCUCUCUCUCUCUCUCUCUACCCCAAAAUCAAUAACAGUAAGACCAUCGAAGUAAAAGUGCUCCCCCAAUUUCAACUUUUUCUGCUCAAUUCAGCGGUACGUUUCCCACCCAUUUCUCAUUCUUUUCCAUACUCUGCACUUUUUGGAUCCGAUCCAUGGUUCUUUUGCGUUAGCUUAUUGAAUUUCUGGAAGACCCAUUAUUACCGAACUGAUAAACCGAAAUCACAAUUACCCAUAUGUGAAGUCCUCAGGUUUCUGGUUUUCAUUGGGGGUUUUUGUCAUUGAGGCUGGAGUUUCUCUUUCAUGGUGGUUUUUUUUUAUGAUGCAGGAUUUGGUGGAGAUAUUCGUAGUGGAAAACUGGUGCAAAUGACAAAAUCUCAAAAACCUGAAGCACAAGAAUCUAAAUUUGUGCAGACAUCUCGACCAAGGGAAUUAAAUGGAGCACAAGGAAUGGAGCACCCUGACGAGACUAUGGCCACCGUCGCCCAAUUCAUCGAGCACUUGCACACGAAUAUGUCCUCACCACACGAAAAAGAGUUGAUCACCGCGCGUCUGUUAGGCCUAGCCAGGUCGAGAAAAGAUGCAAGAGCUGCCAUUGGAUCCCACUCUCAAGCUAUGCCUUUAUUCAUUGCAGUGCUCCGGAGUGGAACAUCAGUGGCCAAAGUGAAUGUCGCUUCCACUUUGAGUGCUCUAUGCAAAGAGGAUGACUUGCGCCUAAAGGUUCUCCUUGGAGGAUGUAUACCCCCUUUGCUCGCACUGCUCAAGUCAGGUGCCUCUGAAGCCAGGAAAGCAGCCGCCGAGGCCAUAUUUGAAGUAUCCUCCGGUGGGCUGUCAGAUGAUCAUGUGGGGAUGAAGAUUUUUGUCACUGAAGGGGUGGUACCGACUCUAUGGGAUCAACUCAACCCCAAAAUCAAGCAGGACAAAGUCGUUGAGGGCUUUGUUACUGGGGCAUUGAGGAAUUUGUGUGGAGACAAGGAUGGCUAUUGGCGAGCCACCUUGGAGGCUGGAGGGGUAGAAAUCAUAGUGGCUCUUCUUUCUUCUGAUAAUUCAGCUGCUCAAGCAAAUGCGGCUUCACUACUGGCUAGAUUGAUGUUGGCUUUCGGAGAUAGCAUCCCAAAAGUUAUACAGGCUGGUGCUAUCGGGCCUUUGCUUCGACUUCUUGGUAGCAAUAAUGAAAUCUCAGUUCGUGCAAGUGCAGCCGAUGCUUUGGAGGCCCUCUCAUCCAAGUCAGCUAGUGCUAAGAAAGCUGUGGUUGAUGCAGAGGGCAUACCCAUUCUCAUUGGAGCAGUCGUAGCCCCUUCUAAAGAAUGUAUGCAAGGGGAGUCCGGUCAGGCUCUUCAAGAGCAUGCUAUUCAUGCUUUGGCUAAUAUUUGUGGGGGGAUGCCUGCUUUGAUAAUUCGCCUUGGAGAGAUGUCCAAGUCCUCUAGAUUGGCAGCCCCAGUGGCUGAUAUCAUAGGGGCACUUGCUUACUCAUUGAUGGUUUUUGAUCAUAAAGCUUUGGGUGUUGAAGAAGCAUCCUCUUCCUUUGAUGCCUUGCAGAUCGAGAGUCUUUUGGUUAAACAAUUGAAGCCUCGUGACUCUAAGCUGGUUCAAGAGCGUGUCUUUGAGGCUCUUGCGAGCCUCUAUAGCAACACUUACCUCUCAAGAGGCCUCAGCCAUGCGGAAGCAAAGAGGAUGCUCAUCGGUCUGAUCACCAUGGCAACCAGUGAUGUGCAAGAAGAACUCAUACAUGUGUUCGUGAGCUUGUGCUCCGGAGACAUGGGUAUAUGGGAGGCUCUUGGAAAGAGAGAGGGGAUUCAGUUGCUGAUAUCUUUGCUUGGACUAUCGAGCGAACAGCAGCAAGAAUAUGCAGUAGCAUUGCUUUCGAUCUUGACUGUUCAAGUUGAUGAUAGCAAGUGGGCUAUAACAGCAGCAGGUGGCAUACCCCCAUUAGUACAGUUACUGGAAACUGGGUCUCAGAAAGCAAGGGAAGAAGCAGCUCUUGUUUUAUGGAACCUUUGUCGCCACAGUGAAGAUAUACGUGCAUGUGUUGAAAGUGCAGGAGCAGUCAGUGCACUUUUAUGGCUCCUCAAGAGCAGUGGUCCUAAAGGGCAAGAGGCCUCUUCAAUGGCACUCACAAAGCUUAUUUGUUAUGCUGAUUCUGCCACCGUAAACCAAUUGUUAGCAUUGCUACUUGGAGAUUCUCCAAGCUCAAAAGCUCAUGUGAUUACAGUGUUGGGGCAUGUUCUUACUGUGGCCUCCCACAAGGAACUGGUUCAAAAAGGAGCUCCUGCCAAUCGAGGUCUCAGGACUCUUGUUCAGGUUCUCAACUCCUCAAAUGAGGAGACCCAAGAGCAUGCAGCUUCUGUUCUCGCCGACUUGUUCAGUGCUAGGCAAGAUAUUUGUGGUAGUUUGGCAACCGAUGAGAUCGUUAACCCAUGCAUCAAACUCUUGACCAGCAAAACUCAGGUCAUUGCGACUCAGUCUGCUAGGGCUUUAGGUGCUCUUUCUCGUCCUACCAAGGCCACCAACAACAAAAUGUCCUAUAUUGCAGAAGGGGAUGUUUAUCCAUUGAUCAAGCUGGCCAAAACAUCUUCUAUUGAUGCUGCUGAAACUGCAGUGGCUACCCUGGCCAACCUUCUCUCAGAUCCACAGAUAGCCGGAGAAGCCAUUGCAGAGGACAUUGUUUCAGCGCUGAUAAGAGUUUUGAGAGAAGGAACAUUGGAAGGAAAGAGGAGCUCUUCUCGAGCUCUUCAUCAAUUGCUGAACCAUUUUCCAAUUGGUGAUGUGCUUGUUGACAGUGCUCAAUGCCGAUUUACCAUUCUUGCCCUAGUUGAUUUUUUGGCUUCAACAAACAUGGAGGGAAUCGAUUCAUCAGAUGCCCUAGACGUGCUUGCUUUAUUGGUCAGAACAAAACAGAGUGUGAACUUCACCUACCCUCCAUGGGCUGCACUUGCUGAAGUCCCAUCGAGCAUUGAACCUUUGGUUCAUUGCUUGUCUAUUGGGCUCCCUCCUGUUCAAGACAAGGCAAUUCAAAUUAUUUCAAGGUUGUGUCGUGACCAACCUGUUGUUCUUGGUGACCUUCUAGUUGGGAAAAUACAGUGCAUAUAUGCUCUUGCAGAGCGAAUUAUAAACUCAUCCAGCAUAGAAUUGAGAGUUGGGGGUGCUGCACUUCUCAUUUGUGCCGCAAAAGAGCACAAACAGCAGUCAAUGGAUGCGCUCGAUGGGUCAGGGUCCUUUAAGCAUCUUAUCCAAUCCCUUGUUGAUAUGCUAAAGCAUCAUACACGUUCCAAGUUCUCAGGUCUAAGAGACGAAGGGAUUGAAGUGCGAACUCCCCAGGGCUUUAUGGAGAGAAAUGCUUAUUUUCAGGAUGGUGAUGAAUUCGAGGUUCCAGAUCCAGCAAUUGUUUUAGGAGGUACAGUUGCUCUUUGGUUACUGUCGAUCAUUUCAUCCUUUCACAAGAAAAACAAAUUGUACGUUAUGGAAGUGGGAGGAGUUGAGGUUCUAUCUGAUAAGCUCGUGAGUUAUACCAUGAACCCUCAGGCAGAGUUUGAGGACAGCGAAGGUUUAUGGAUCAGUGCCUUGCUACUGGCUAUCUUAUUCCAGGAUGCCAAUGUUGUUUCAGCCCCUGCUACCAUGCGAAUAAUACCUUCUCUUGCUUCUUUACUCAGGUCAGAUGAGGUUAUUGAUAGAUAUUUUGCUGCCCAAGCCAUGGCUAGCCUUGUUUGCAAUGGAAAUAAAGGAAUACUUCUCACAGUUGCGAAUUCAGGUGCAGUAGGAGGUUUAAUAUCUCUGAUUGGUACUGUUGAAAAUGACCUGCCAAACCUAGUGGCAUUGUCCGAAGAAUUUUGUCUGGUCAGGAACCCCGACCAAGUUGUUCUUGAACGCCUUUUUGAAAUGGAGGAUGUUAGAGUGGGAGCAACUGCUCGUAAGUCUAUACCUCCAUUAGUGGAGCUUCUAAAGCCAAUUCCAGAUAGGCCUGGUGCCCCUCCCAUUGCAGUUCGGCUCUUGACUCGGAUUGCAGAGGGAAGUGAUGCAAAUAAAAUAAUAAUGGCUGAAGCUGGGGCCUUAGAAGCCCUAGCUAAGUAUCUAUCACUCAGUCCCCAAGAUUCAACUGAAACCACUAUUUCAGACUUAAUGGGAAUCCUAUUUAGCAAUUCUGAACUUCUUCGUCAUGAAGCAUCUGUUAGUUCUCUGAACCAACUCAUAGCUGUUUUGCGUUUGGGUUCAAGAAGUGCAAGAUAUAGCGCAGCUAGGGCUCUGCAAGAACUAUUUGAUGCUGAGAAUAUCAGAGACACUGAGAUAGCGAAACAAGCCAUUCAGCCUUUGGUUGACAUGCUUAAUGCAGGAUCUGAGGGAGAGCAACAUGCUGCUCUUGCAGCUCUCAUUAAGUUAUCUGUUGAAAAUACUUCAAAAGCAUUGGCUAUAAGUGAAGUGGAAGAGAAUCCUCUUGAGAACCUUCACAGGAUUUUGUCGUGUCCCUAUUCUUCCUUGGAAUUAAAGAAGGAUGCUGCACAACUCUGCUUCGUACUUUUUGGGAUCUCUAAAAUGAGGUCGAUGCCGAUUGCUUCUGAGUGCAUUCCCUCUCUGAUCUCUCUUAUGGAAUCAGGUAUAAACACGGUUGUGGAAUCUAGUGUGAAUGCUUUCGAUAGAUUGUUGGAUGAUGAACACCACGCUGAGAUUGCUGCCACAUAUGAAGUUGUGGUUCUUCUCGUUGGAUUGGUUUCUGGGUCCAACUAUUCACUCUCUGAAGCUGCGAUCAGUGCCCUUAUAAAAUUGGGAAAAGAUCGCCCCCAUUGCAAGCUUGACAUGGUUAAAGCUGGGAUUAUCGAUAACACACUUGAAAUGAUCCCAGAGGCACCUAGCUCUCUAUGUUGUUCAAUUGCUGAGUUGCUUCGAAUCUUGACUAAUAAUAGUGGCAUUGCAAAAAGCUCCGCUUCUGCUAAAAUGGUGGAACCACUUUUUAUGGUAUUACUACGUCCAGACUUUAGCAUGUGGGGACAACAUAGUGCCUUGCAAGCUCUUGUAAAUAUUUUGGAGAAACCCCAAAGCCUUACAACCUUGAAGCUCACUCCUAACCAGGUCAUUGAACCAUUGAUAACAUUUCUUGAGUCCCCAUCACAAGCAAUUCAACAGCUUGGCACUGAACUUCUGUCGCAUCUUCUCGCUCAAGACCAUUUUCAAAGGGAUAUUACGACUCAAAAUGCGGUUGUGCCUCUAGUUCAGCUUGCAGGAAUUGGUAUCUUGAGCUUGCAACAAACGGCAAUAAAAGCCCUGGAGAGCAUUUCAACAAGUUGGCCUAGUGCAGUGGCCGAUGCAGGAGGGGUAUAUGAACUCUCUAAGGUGAUUGUUCAAGAAGACCCUCAACCACCCCACGCUUUAUGGGAAUCAGCCGCAUUGGUUCUCUCAAAUGUGCUGAGGUGUAACUCUCAGUACUAUUUUAAAGUUCCUCUUGUUGUUCUUGUGAGAUUGCUGCAUUCAACACUGGAAGGAACAAUCAUGGUAGCUCUCAAUGCGCUAAUUGUUCAAGAGAGGAGUGAUGCUUCAAGCGCAGAACUGAUAGCUGAGGCUGGUGGUAUUGAUGCUCUUAUAGAGCUUCUAAGGUCCCAUCAAUGUGAAGAAGCAGCAGGGAGGUUACUUGAAGCUCUGUUUAAUAAUGUAAGGGUUCGAGAAAUGAAAGUAUCGAAGUAUGCUAUAGCUCCUUUGUCACAAUAUCUUCUAGAUCCACAGACCAGAUCACAGCCUGCUAGGCUAUUGGCAGCUCUUGCGCUUGGUGAUCUUUUCCAGCAUGAGGGGUUAGCAAGAGCAAGUGAUGCAGUCUCUGCUUGCCGUGCCCUCGUAAGCUUGCUAGAAGAUCAGCCGACGGAGGAGAUGAAAAUGGUGGCCAUAUGUGCUUUGCAAAACCUAGUUAUGCACAGUAGGUCAAAUAGGCGUGCUGUUGCAGAAGCUGGAGGUAUCUUGGUAAUCCAAGAACUUCUUCUUUCUACAAAUUCAGAAGUUUCUGGGCAGGCAGCUUUGCUGAUUAAGUUUCUUUUUUCAAACCACACUCUUCAAGAAUAUGUAUCAAACGAGCUCAUAAGGUCUCUAACCGCUGCCUUGGAAAAGGAGUUGUGGUCCACAGCAACCAUAAAUGCAGAGGUGCUAAGAACCAUCAAUGUGAUCUUCACCAAUUUUUCCAAGCUUCACAUUUCAGAGGCAGCCACUCUAUGCAUUCCCCACUUAGUGGGUGCUCUCAAGGUUGGAUCAGAAGCCGCUCAGGAAUCUGUCUUGGAUACCCUUUGCUUGUUGAAACAGUCAUGGUCAACAAUGCCAAUUGAUGUUGCCAAAGCACAAGCCAUGAUCGCAGCUGAAGCCAUUCCCAUACUGCAACUUCUCAUGAGGACAUGCCCGCCAAGCUUCCAUGAGAGAGCUGAUAGCUUGUUACACUGCUUGCCUGGGUGCCUAACUGUGACAAUCAAGCGAGGCAAUAACUUGAAGCAGACGAUGGGAAGCACAAAUGCUUUUUGUCGUUUAACGAUAGGAAGUGGGCCCCCCCGUCAAACAAAAGUUGUAAGCCACAGUACCUGUCCGGAGUGGAAGGAGGGAUUCACUUGGGCAUUCGAUGUGCCACCAAAAGGUCAAAAACUACAUAUCCUCUGCAAAAGCAAGAAUACAUUUGGGAAGACAACUCUUGGGAGGGUAACAAUUCAAAUAGACAAAGUGGUUACAGAGGGGAUAUAUAGUGGAUUUUUCAGUCUUAAUCAUGAUGGAAACCGAGAUGGAUCAUCGAGGACGCUCGAGAUAGAGAUCAUUUGGUCCAACCGGAUGUCAAAUGAGAACCUAUGAUUGAGAUAUCUGUAUAUCUGUCUCUUCCCAGCUCUCAGGAAAAUAGAACUAGAAGGAAAGGCUGAGCAGCAUGGGCUGUAUUAUUAUUAAGUCCAGGAUCCCUCCUUGUGUAGUGAGUAUGUUGUGGUUCAGUUUUGUAGCUGUAUGGCAAAUGGUGCUCGAAUGCGGCAAGUUGUAAAUGUCUUACGUUGCAAAGGCAAUCUAUAUAUUUAUCCAACUAUCAUAAUUGGGGGAUGACCCAAGGUCUGUAAGAGCUUCUAUAAAACUAUUUAAGAGCCCUCAAAAUAGGGGCUAUAAGCACCUGUACAGGAAUAUGAUUUUGUGUAUUUCACUGGUUUCUAUAUUUUGAUAUUUUAAUCACCAUUGUGACUCAA
Messenger RNA from Amborella trichopoda, 7434 nucleotides. The record is from RefSeq and is a predicted model, not a curated record. NCBI's taxonomy places the organism in Eukaryota, Viridiplantae, Streptophyta, Magnoliopsida, Amborellales, Amborellaceae.